This is a messenger RNA of Gryllus bimaculatus (two-spotted cricket), 2794 nucleotides long. The record is from the annotation of a GenBank genome assembly. NCBI's taxonomy places the organism in Eukaryota, Metazoa, Arthropoda, Insecta, Orthoptera, Gryllidae.
UGCGCUCUGCGCGCGCUGCCGCGCGGCGCAGGGCGGCGCGUGGCGGAGGCGCGCAAGGCGGUGGCGCAGGGGGCGGCGGCGGCCGGUGGAGCGGGAGGGGGAGGGGCGAGGCCGUGCCAGGGCAGCCUGCUCCUGCGCAAGAGGACGGAGCGCGCCGCCCGCCUCACGUGGCGCGCCGCCGCCCGCGGACGCCACCCGGCGCGCCUUCCGCUCCGCACGCUUCUUCGAUAUGGCAUGAAGGAGUGUGUAAUCAAUGUUACUUCAGAAAAUUCUCCACGUUUCAAAUUCCUUGCUUGGGAGUUUUACAGCCCAAAGCUGAGUGCUGAGAAUGUGGAUGGCAUACCUGUGGGAGAUGGAGCCAUGCUAAUUCUGGAUGCUGAGAGCAAAGCAGGAGUGGUGGAAGUGGCUCGUGCCUUCUUGGCCAGCCCUGGGGUGCAGCCUUCCUUGGUCCCUGAGGGCUGGGUAGAAAAUCAUUUUCGUUGGUUGGUUUGGAAAUUGGCUACUACUGAAAGAAGCUUUCCGCAGCUCUUUGCUGGCAGAUGUUUGACACCAAAUGUGUUGCUGCUUCAGUUAAAGUAUCGAUAUGAUCGAGAGUUGGACUGUUGUGAACGACCUGCUCUACGACGAAUAUUAGAGAAAGAUGAUGCACCAGGCAAGCGUCUUAUCCUGUGCAUUGCAGCUGUUUUACCAGUGCAAGCUGGGACCCAAAAUAAAAAUGAGUCGGAUUCACCAGCCACAGUUGCAUCUGUUGAUGAACGAUUCAGUUCCGAUUGUGAGCUGCUUCUGACAGAUGGUUGGUACAGUGUGACUGGGGCAGUGGAUCGUGAAAUGUGUCGUUUGGUGCAUAGUGGUCAGGUAGCUGUUGGUACCAAACUUAUAACUCACGGAGCUGAACUAGUCAAUUGUGAUGAAGGUUGUUCACCUUUAGAAGCACCAUCAGCAGUGAGACUAAAAUUGCACACUAACUCAACUCGAAGAGCAUGCUGGGAUGCAAGAUUAGGCUUCCAAAAUUGUACAGGUCCCUUUCCUGUUCAGUUGAAUUCAGUUUUACCAAAUGGAGGUUUGGUUGGUUGUGUGCGAGUGCUGAUUUCACGUGUGUAUCCUGUUAUGUAUUUAGAGAAGCUUUCAAAUGGCAAGUCUGUUGCUCGGACAGAACGUGCUGAGAUGCGAGUGGCAGCUCAUUUUGAACAACAACGUCAAUUAAAAUUGGAACAGCUGUACAGUCAGGAAAGAGCCAAGUUUUCUCAAGAGCGACGUGGUAAGCGGCGUGUAAGCGUUCGUGAGCUUGCACAAAUAACAUCUGGUCAUGAGUUAUGUGAACUAUUGGAUAGUGAUCCAGAUCCUUCUAGCCUUCAGUCCCUUUUAACAGAGGAACAACAGAAUGCUGUGAGGGAAUUCCAACAAGGAUAUAGAGAUCAACUAACCAGAGAACUUCAAUCCAGAAUACAACAACAACUGGGUGAAGAGAAAUCAACAUCUCGUAAUGUGGUGUGUGUUUUGAAGAUUCGAUGUCUGGAUGUGAAAACGAGGGACAGUUCCAAAACAGCUCUUCUUUCUGUGUGGAGGCCGUCAGAAGAGGCGGUGAAUCUUCUAAAGGAAGGAUGCAUGGUUAAACUGUUCAGUGUGACUGCCCAUGGUAACAGAAUGGGAAGCUUGCAGCUAUCAACUGGGAGACAAACAAGAUAUUGCCCUGUACCCUUACCAAGGCUGGUUCCAUACUUUCAAAGGCGUGUUUCCAGUUUUGAUGAAAUCUUAUCACCAAACUUUCAACCGCCUUUCAAUGAGAUGGAUACAGUGGGGCUUAUAGUUCAUGUUGGUUCAGGUCCUCAGUCUUCUCAUUUUGAGACCAUGUACUUAGCUGAUGCUGAUAUGAGAAUCAUUGGAGUGUCUUUUUGGGGUGGUAUGAAGGAAUUUGGUUGGGAAGACCUUUUGCGACCCAAUUCCUUUGUAGCAGCUUCUAACCUGCAGUGGCGGCAAAACUCAAUCACCCAAAGAGUAAUAUGUACUUAUGCAUCAGAAUUUUCAACUUUCACAAAAAGCCCAAAGCAGAUUCUUCUGAAAGAAGCACUUGAUGAUCUCAAGUACAACAUCCAAAUGGAUCUAAAACAAUUUUCAUCAGCAUGUAAAGAAUUAAUUUUCUCUCAUAUAAAUGGAAAACUCACUGGUGAAUCUUCUAGUUACCAAAAGGAAAAACAAGUGACACCUCUGUCUGCAAGGUCUCAUUCAGCUCUGUCCGAAGUACCCGAAGAAGAUGUGAAAGAAACUCCUGUUCGUAAGAAGUUGCGUAAAUUGGAGCAGUAUGCAGAUCCUCCUCCGAUUUCACCUCUAUUUCUUCCUUCACCUGGGCUUUCAUUGAAGAAACAAUUCCACAUUCCUUCAAAAAACCCUCCUUGUGCUUCUUCUAAUAUUCUGUGUAAGCCUGUUGUGGAAAGUGUUGAAAAUGAUGAGAGUCCUCCAUUGAGCCUUGAUGAACCUGGAUGAAUUACAACUCCAACAAAAAACUGUGAUAUUUCUGUGCUAUUUUUGUUAUUUGUUGUUGUUGUUGAUACAAAUGUAUAGAAUUAUGUGAUACUGUGAUUCAUUAGUGUAAUUCUAAGACUGCAACCUCACCUAAUUUUUCAUGUAUAUAAGCAUGUAAAUUGUAAAGAAAUCUCAGGGAGAGUGGCAGGGAUUUUACUAAAAUAAUGUUAUAAGUAGAUAGUUGCCUAAAUAUAAUGCCAUUUGUAAUUAUGUAAGUAUGUAUGAUAAUGUAUAUUAUCUGUAUGAGAGCGUUGUUAAAUUCAUGGUGCCAAAC